CACACACACAGAUAACGGCAUGUCGAAAAGUGUGCGACAGUUAAUUCAGUUCACCAAUUGCCGUCUGGUGCGCGACCAUCGGCUAAUCGAGGACGAUCUGUGGGUGCGGGACGGCAAGAUCAUCAAUCCGGAGCCCGUUUUCUAUGAUGAGCGCAGCAAGUCGCAUCGGCGCAUCGAUUGCGGCGGCGCCAUCAUAGCGCCCGGCUACAUAGAUCUGCAAAUUAACGGUGGCUACGGCGUGGACUUCUCGUACGACAAGGACAGCAUUGAGGCCGGCGUGGAAAAGGUCGCCAGGGGUCUGGUGUGCAACGGCGUUACCUCGUUUUGCCCGACGCUGGUGACGUCACCGACGGACAGCUAUCACACAAUAUUGCCGCGCAUGCCGCAGCAGAUCGAAGGCGGCGCCGGCAUAUUGGGCGUGCACGCCGAGGGUCCGUUCAUCAAUCCGCAAAAGAAAGGCGCCCAUCCGGAGAGCUGCAUCCAGACCAUCGACAAUGGCCUGGAAACGGUGCGGGCCACCUACGGCCAGCUGGAACGCAUCAAGAUCAUAACGCUGGCGCCGGAACAGGUGCACGAUGCCGGCGUCAUCGAUCAGCUGGUCGCCAUGGGCAUCACCGUCGCCCUCGGCCACUCCAUGGCCAGCCUGAGCGACGGCGAACGUGCAGUUCGGCAUGGCGCCACUUUGAUUACGCAUCUGUUCAAUGCGAUGCUGCCGUUCCAUCAUCGCGAUCCGGGUCUGGUCGGGCUGCUCGCCUCGGACGCCAUACCUCCUGGUCGCACCAUCUAUUUUGGCAUCAUUGCGGACGGCGUGCACACACAUCCGGCCGCGCUGCGGAUUGCGUAUCGCACCCAUGCGGAGGGUCUUAUACUGGUCACCGAUGCCAUAUCGGCGCUGGGCCUCGAGGAUGGCGUCCAUCAUAUUGGCCAGCUGCCGCUGGAGGUGAAGCAGGGCAGGGCAUUUAUAGCCGGCACCGAUACGCUCUGCGGCAGCAUUGCGCCCAUGGACGAGUGUGUGCGCAUCUUUCAGCGCGCCACAGACUGCUCCAGGGUAUAUGCCAUCGAGGCGGCCACACUGCAUCCCGCCCGCUGUUUGGGCAUCGAACGACAAAAGGGCACCUUGGACUUUGAUACGGAUGCCGAUUUCAUACUGCUCAACGAUGACCUCCAGGUGAUCUCCACCUGGAUUGCGGGCGUUUGUCUGCAUCAAGCAAUUACCAGCAACUAACCCCCCCCUCCCCCUCCCCCCCCCCCGCCCUCCUGCCACUUGACACAAAUUGGCUGAUGUUUUUAUUUGUUUUUUAUUGGAUUAGAUGACGCUUUAAAUUGUUCUUUAUAUUUAAUCAUUAAAUCAUUUGGUGUGGACAACUACGCUAAAUCCAUAUACAUUUACAAAUAAUAAGUAUUACGAAAAAAAAUAGUUUAUAGUUAUGUAUAUAUAUAUAUAUAUGUGUGUGUGUGUAUGUAUAUAUAUGUAUGUAUAUGUGUUAGGCCAAGGCUAAGAAAAGUUCUCAUAGACACGCCCCGUUGGCCAAUUUGUUUGUUUUGUUUAAACAUUUAAACAUACACAAUACGAUAU
This is a messenger RNA of Drosophila montana, 1576 nucleotides long. Its product is annotated as N-acetylglucosamine-6-phosphate deacetylase. Gene Ontology annotation, molecular function: N-acetylglucosamine-6-phosphate deacetylase activity. Bases 20 to 1225 code for a protein of 401 amino acids. The record is from RefSeq and is a predicted model, not a curated record. Lineage: Eukaryota; Metazoa; Arthropoda; Insecta; Diptera; Drosophilidae. Gene Ontology annotation, biological process: N-acetylglucosamine catabolic process. The transcript is spliced from 4 exons.